CAAUUGUUCUCUCUUCUCCACCAUGACGCUUUGCCUCGAGAGCAUCCCACAGGAAAUCUUAGAGCACAUUGCUUUUCAUCUCGGUACCAGCACAUUUCUAGGUCCCCCUUCUGACCUUGCCUCGCUGGUGGUGACAAAUCACAAUCUCGAAUCUCGCUUAUCUGUCUCGAAGAAUCAUACUCUAUAUUCCAAGAUUUUCACUUUCAAAUUUGACCUUUCGAUAGCGACGCGGCGUCUUGGAAUGGAUAGAAUCUCUCCUCCUAUUUUGGCAGAAGAGCUUCAGCGUCGAUGUGUCUAUCUAAAGCGUCUUCGUUCGCAAGUGGAUGCUACAUUCCCCCCUGCACUAGAUUCUGAUGAUCAGGGUCUCCGGGAACUUUUGUUCUAUGCGUAUCUUACUAUGCUUGAAAACGAAGGACGGAACGAGCGGCAGCUCCGCGAAUAUGGGCAUAUUGAUUUGUGGCUGCAAGAAUAUUGGUUCAGUGAUAACGGGAGGUCCUCAGCAAAACGAUCAAUUAAAGCCAAUACAUGGCCUUCUCAAACAGACCAUUCUGCAGUCGCCAUGUGGUUGUUUUGGUUUCUUCUUCGACCAGAGGAGUAUACACGCGAUGGAGAGGCGUCUUGGAACGUUCUGAAUGUGUUGAAGUUGUUUGCUUUGGGUGCACAUCGGUAUCAUUUGACCUCACCGUCAUGGCUCGAUUUCAUUCCUCCACCCCAUCAUCGGGAGUCUAACAAAAUCAUUCAUUACUCGGAAAUAUUUCAUCUCAACCCUCCGCCCCUCGCGUCUCCGGCCAUAUUAUGUUUCCUCACACUUGUGAACCGGAUGCUUGGUUCACCUGAGUUUCCUUCAACAAUGGAACGUGCACCACCUGUUUUGCUGCAACGGUCAACGAAUGGCAUGGAGUGGGAGUGUGAAUGGGGUCGAUGCAUUAAUCUCGGCCAACCCUCGUUUGACAAGAUAUUCAUGACGUCGUUUAUGCCAGGAAGCAUUGAAGGCGUUUGGGAAGGGAUCUUUACCUACACCGAAUUUACUGCAUAUGCGUCUCUUUUGGCUGGAGCGCCACCGCCAGUUCUGCAAAAAAGUCUUGUAGUCAAGCACCGUCAAACAUGGAAGCUUCGCGAGCACCACCUCCUAGCUAAGGAGCUCGUUGCCGGUUGUUUAGUGCCGAAAAGCAUCGAUGACUUCGACCCCUUAUCUCCAGGUGACCCCUUGAGAUCGUAUUUCCCUACCGCAACUCGCAUCAAAGAGGACUGCAAUGGGCUCGAGAUUGAGGAACCUGGUGGGGAACCUCUUUACUACAAGCGAGCACGUCUCCUUCAGCCUGACCAACAGAGGCAUGUCUGUGACAUCAUCAUAACAGGCGAGGGACAUUCGGCGUGGGGACAGUUUAGUCUUGUUGGCAGGGUUCGUCCAUGUGACGGAUUCAUCAGUCUCUCCAAGGACUAUGUUGAUGGCGAUCGAGGAAAGUGGCUCUAUCGAGGGUAUCUUAUAGGGAAUGUUGACGGUAAUUUGGCGGGAAGGUGGCGGGACACUUUAAGUCCCGUCGCUGUGCCCGGCUAUGAGGGUUGCUUCACGAUGUCACGGCGUCGAUGAACCACUUCACAUGCGGGCGGUGUGUGAUAUCUAACACCCUAAUAUUACAGUCGUAUUUUGUCCCUACUGGUCAGUGGGCUGUACGGCUUCAAGUGGUGGAAACAUUCCAGAUCAGCCUCAUUUUUCUCGUCGCGACAAACAUACGGCGGACGCUUGAUCCUUAACAGCGUGAUCUCUCUGGACGAAGCGUGUCGGCCGUAUGUAGCGUUUCAACGUGGGAAGAUCAGCACUGGUGUGAACAGCAGGGCGCUCGCCCUCUUAACUUGGUAAAAACUAAGCCGAGGAGUCGCGUCUAUCUUUAAUCAAUGGUUACACUAAAUUUUGAUGCACAG
Molecule: messenger RNA, 1923 nt
Organism: Guyanagaster necrorhizus
Lineage: Eukaryota; Fungi; Basidiomycota; Agaricomycetes; Agaricales; Physalacriaceae
Exons: 7
Coding region: 23-1591 (522 amino acids)
Source: RefSeq, a predicted model, not a curated record